AUGGUUAGUGUAAAGACAAUUCAUAGUGGCACCGUAUUUGCCUGGUUUAUGCUUGUGGUCAUCCUUCGACGCAUUGUCAUGCUUGCUGUAGCAAUGUCUGCCAAACGAGGCAAGCCUUUUCCACCAGGCUCACGACCUCCCGAAGAUAAUAAACUAAUAGGUAAACAAACAACAGUCGUCACAGAUACAUCUAGUCCAAUCGAAUUUACUAAGGACAUACGUGUCACCAAAAUGAUUAAUAAUGAUAUCGAAAAUGACCCUUAUUUUUUUAUCUUAUUAUUAGCAACUGCUAUCUUUUCUGAUAGUGCAUCUCAAAACUGUACAAGAACAAUUGUUUACAGUAUCUUAUAUUUGUUAAUCCAUAUUGCGUAUGCUGUGACUUAUAUUAUGGUUUUACAACCCUGGAGAUCAAUGAUGUUUGCUUUUGGUCUCCCAUUAACAGUGGCUUGCAGUUUGGAUUUGGUUAUUACUAUGUCACUUCAACCAAACUAA
Molecule: messenger RNA, 492 nt
Organism: Adineta steineri
Lineage: Eukaryota; Metazoa; Rotifera; Eurotatoria; Adinetida; Adinetidae
Source: the annotation of a GenBank genome assembly